Prionailurus viverrinus (fishing cat) is the source of this 1366-nucleotide messenger RNA. It is a transcript of the gene PILRA, whose product is annotated as paired immunoglobin like type 2 receptor alpha. The record is from RefSeq and is a predicted model, not a curated record. The transcript is spliced from 7 exons. Gene Ontology annotation, molecular function: MHC class I protein binding. Bases 511 to 1239 code for a protein of 242 amino acids. Lineage: Eukaryota; Metazoa; Chordata; Mammalia; Carnivora; Felidae.
CCUGCUGCAGCCCCUUCACCUGGACGACAGAAAGAGGCCAGGAGAUGCCGAGAGCCAGUGAGAAGGAGAGCUGGAGAGACAGAGACUGACUCCUGAGGAGAGGUGGCCAGGAGCUGAGAUGGAAGAGGCGAGGCCACAGAUGGCCAAGGUGUGGGGUGGCCAUGUGAAGAAAGAACCAUGAACCAUGGCCAUGUGAAGAAAGGCCAUGAACUAUGGUCCUCCAUGUGAAGAAAGAAGUUGGGGGCCUUUCUCACGGCUCUCUGUGCACUGACCACAAGGGAGGCGCUUUUGCAAUGUAGAAAAAGAAGAAACCAGAUUGAUAAAGGAAGUGCUGGGUACUCCGGGGGCCCGCGAGUUUGGGGAAGCUCACCCUCCCUUGCUCUUCCGAAGGAACCUGAUCCACGCUUUCCACGUUCCUCUGGACUCCCCGAGGAGGCACCUCUGUAGGGCCUGCCCUCUGGCCUUGACAGAGCUGCUUGGCUUCUCCUCUCCUGGGAGGAGAGUGAGGCAAUGGGUCCGUCCCUGCUGCUGUCCCUGCUGCUGCUGCCGGCAUCUCUGCAGGCUGGCAGCUCAAAAGAAUGCAAUCCAAACACUGACUUUGGGGUCAACCAACCAGCGUCUCUCUCAGCCCCCGAGGGUGGUUCCACCUGCAUCUCUUUCUCCUACUUCCACUGCUGGGAGUUAGCCAAGGAUCCCAGACUGAGUACAGCCGUCAGACGGAGAGACUUCCAUGGAGAGGUCAUCUACAACAGUACCCAGCGUUUUAUCCAUAAGGAUUACAAGAACCGGAUCUCCCUGGACUUGAGAGAGGGUCAGAACUCCGGCACCCUGUGUAUACGGAACCUGCAGAAAAAAGAUGAGAAUAGGUACUUUUGCCGGGUCCAAGUGGAAACGCUAAGAGACGGCAAACAGGUGUGGCAGUCCAUCCCAGGGACCAAACUCACCAUUACCAACGACGCUGCCCAGGCGACCACCAAGGGCACCACCACCGCAGCCACCAUCACAGCUGACCUCAAUGUCGUAAAGGACAAUGGGAGCUCAGCAUCUUCACCCCUGAGUGUAGGAGCUGCAGUCGGGGUGGCACUGGCUGGUGUUGUGCUCAUAAUAGCAGUUUUGGGACUGAUUGUCUUCCUCAGGUGGAAGAGAAGCAAAGGUCUGCAGACUAAAGCCAGAACCGUAGCCGGGGAAUCGGUCCAAAACACUGAGGAGAAGUAUGAGAACAUCGGGAUUACAGGGUGAAGCCCAGGAUGACGGUGGCAUCCUCUAUGCCUCCCUCACCCUCUCCAGCUCAUCACCGGCAGCGCCCCCCUGCACCCCUUCCAAGGAGAGCCCGCAGGAGACCCUGUAUUCUAUCGUAAAGGCCCAG